Synchiropus splendidus (mandarinfish) is the source of this 3493-nucleotide messenger RNA. RefSeq names its product lysophosphatidic acid receptor 2b (gene lpar2b). Gene Ontology annotation, cellular component: membrane. The transcript has 6 exons. Lineage: Eukaryota; Metazoa; Chordata; Actinopteri; Syngnathiformes; Callionymidae. Bases 609 to 1706 code for a protein of 365 amino acids. The record is from RefSeq and is a predicted model, not a curated record. Gene Ontology annotation, molecular function: lysophosphatidic acid receptor activity. Gene Ontology annotation, biological process: G protein-coupled receptor signaling pathway.
GCUCGGAGAGCCGCGCCCUUUUGCAGGACUCACCCAGACCAGCGCAGGUAGCACUUCCUGAUGCGGCUGCGUCGUGUGCACACAGGUGGCAGUUGGAAAGUAAACUUUAACCUUGGGAAGUCAACUCGCUCCAGGGACCUUCAGACGCGUCUCGUGUCCGGACGCCAGGAGAGGAAGGGCGCCCGGCUUGCUCCAGGAGACCAGGAUCUGGAUCUGGAGCGUCUUCUCUUGAGAGAAAGGCCUCGUCUCUGAAGUGCAUCGUAUUUCCUCUCCAUUGUCAUCAUUCGGUCGGCUACAAGUGGACCUGGAUGUUUGGAUAUAUCCCAAGAGCGAGACGCUCUCAAGACGUCUGAACUUCAGCCUCAGUCGUGCGCCACCUCGCUAGCCCAGACCUGCAUCCUGGACCUGCGGAGCUGACACUUUCACUGGGUCUCCUUUCUGCUUGGUGGCUGGAGAACUGGUCAGGGAACUGCAGCAGGCCUCCACAGUGAUGGCGUGCCGAUGCUGGCGCCGACUGGGAGGGCAGGUCUAGAUGCUGCCCACUGAGGUCCUCCACCCGAGCGGUCUCCUGGUGACGACUCUUCUGUGACUCCAUCGAACCCGUCAACAUGGACACGCAGACCUCAGACACGGAGGGCUGCUACUUUAACAAGACCGUCAAGUUCUUCUAUGACAAGAGCAACAAGAACAUCAGCGACCACUGGAGGACUCGGGACUAUGUGGUGGUCACCCUGGGGAUGACGGUCUGCUUCAUUGUCAUCCUCUCCAACCUGCUGGUCAUCGCCUCCAUCUUGAUAAACCGACGCUUCCACUUUCCCAUCUACUAUCUGCUGGGGAACCUGGCUGUGGCCGAUCUUUUCUCAGGUGUCUCCUACCUCCACUUGAUGUUCCACACCGGCCCCUGGACCAUCAAGCUGUCCAAGUACCAGUGGUUUGUGCGGCAGGGUCUCAUCGACACCAGCCUGACGGCGUCCGUCCUCAACCUGCUGGCUGUGGCGGUGGAGCGCCACCAGACCAUCUUCAACAUGCAGCUGCACAGCAAGAUGAGCACGCGGCGGAUCUUCGUCAUCAUCGUCUUCAUCUGGGUGGUGGCCAUCAUCAUGGGCCUGAUCCCCACCAUGGGCUGGCACUGCCUGUGCGACCUGGAGAACUGCUCCACCAUGGCGCCCAUGUACAGCCGCAGCUACCUGGUCUUCUGGGGCAUCCUCAACCUGCUGACCUUCUCCGUCAUGGUGGCUGUCUACACGCGCAUCUUCAUCUACGUCAGACGCAAGAGCAAGCAGAUGUCGCAGCACACCAGCCAGUCCAGAUACAGAGAGACGGUGCUCAACCUGAUGAAGACCGUCUCCAUGAUCCUGGGGUUCUUCGUGCUGUGCUGGACCCCGGGCCUGGUGCUGCUCAUGCUGGACGGCCUGGGCUGCGACGAGUGCAAGGUGCUGCGCUACGAGAAGUACUGCCUGGUGCUGGCCGAGUGCAACUCCUUCGUCAACCCCAUCAUCUACUGCUUCCGGGACAAGGACAUGAGGAAGACCUUCAAGGAGAUCCUGUGCUUCCUGUGCCGGCGGGGCGAGGACCGUGAUGGGAUGUCCGCCACCCACUUCAACACCCUGGACCACGAGUCUCGAAGUGCUGAGCUGUUAGAGAGGCGCAACGGGGACUCUGUCGUCGGCGACGGCUGCAAGGACGCCUCUGCUGGCUGGAGGUGAAGCUGCAGCGGGGACUGGACUCCUGGUUUCUCAAGUGUCAGCGACGCUCAUCCCGCCGGGGUCCUUGGAUGGACCGCGAACAGUAACUUCAGAGGUGACGUGUCUACCUGGGUCACUGUCGGACGCUCACCCCAAAUGUUUUUUUUGUUUUUUUUUAACAGAACUUUUGUCUCGGAUUUUAUCUCCCAGAUGUUCCAUUCCACCUGAUUUUGUUUUUAAACCUCGAUCUUGAUCUCAAUCUGUGUGUGUGUGUGCGUGCGGUUCUUUUAGCCGGAGCUGUUGGUUACACAACAGUCCUGUGGUUUUGUUCGUGACACGGUCUCAGCACAGGUGUGCGUGAGGGAUUUUCCUCAGAUGGCUGUCUGGUCCAGCUCAAGCUCGCCACCUACAGGAUGCUCCAUGGCUUCUGAGCAGUGAACUGACUCUCAAGUCUGUGAAUGUCCUGCAAGUCCACAGCUGAACAACCGGAGGUCAUUAAAACCCAUCUGACUUGGUGACGUGUCGUUGUGAGUCUGUGGCUGUGGAAAAGAGUCAAAGGUUUCAGGUGUGUGCUCCAUGAAGACGCAGCAGCUCUGCUCCGAGUCUCCAGUUGACUGAGCUCUCAUCAGUGUGAGAGUUGUUUUCAGGCCCAGGAGCGAAUGAAGAGCGGCAGCAGAUUUGUGAUCGACAUUCACAUCAGGCUUCUCGCUCGGAGUUUGAAACUGUGUCCCAAGCCACGCCCCCAGUCCAUAAACCCGCCCCCUCCAGACACGCCAUGUCAACUGACAGACUUUUCAACUGGCUUUGGAAAGCACUAGUUUUAACAUCUGUUUGGACAAAAAUAACUUUUGAUAAAAACAAACCUCUGAGUCAAAUAAUGGUCAACAGAGAUGAACUCAGCAGCUCUUGCCACAGAAACACUGUCCGAUGCAGGAGUCUGCUGGUCAGCUGUUUUACUCAGCUCACUCUGAUUCAUAACAAAAAUGAAAUGCACAUUUUUAUCAUGACUCUUUCCCUUACUACCAGCUAAAUGUUUUGUUCAUCUUCUUUAUGCGAGGUAAGCAACAGUUGUAAACUUUCACACAUUUAAACACUCAUUCGAACUACACUCUCUUCAUGGAAGCCAGUGUGAUGACAGGAGGAGUGAGGUGUUACACUGGCACAUUUAGGGCGUCCUGCGGCGGAUACAGGAUUGUUUGUUGUUACAGGAUACGGCCAUUGUUUUCUCACAUGCUUUGUUUGAGUUCCACUGUUAAAAAACAUUUUCUUCCCAAACACCAUCAACAGAGCUUUAUUUGUGGCUACACACAUGAGAAACGGAGGUUGUAGUUUGGUGUCAUCUUCCAGUUCAGGGUUUUUUUAAGGACAGUUUCCCGCCGCUCCUCGGGCUGAUGUCUUCGUCCACCCGCUUCUCCUUCCCCGUCUCAGAGUGGCGUGCGGCUUCGCUCUGAUCUUUAGAAAUCCUCCUCUUUAUCUGGUCCCCCAGCUUCCCGAACCCCUCCUGAAUCGUCUCCUUUCCCUUUUUCCCAAACCUCUUCUUCUUCUUCCUUCUCCGAAGUUCGUCGAGGUUCAGCUUGUCCACUAAACUCUUCUUGCGUUUCCUCCUGGGCAGCCAUCGCUUCAGUUGUUUGGAGGCUCUGUCCAGAGGUGACCGUUUCUUUCGCCUGAAGAAAGUCCUGGACGAGGAGCUGCCCAUCCCACGCUGACCUGCAGAGGGAGCGCGAGGUUGAGAAAUCACUUGUCAAACUCAAGGCCCGGGGGCCAAAUCUGGCCCACAAGCUCCUGCAAUGUGGCCCAUUAAUGCUAAA